This is a messenger RNA of Rubroshorea leprosula, 988 nucleotides long. NCBI's taxonomy places the organism in Eukaryota, Viridiplantae, Streptophyta, Magnoliopsida, Malvales, Dipterocarpaceae. The record is from the annotation of a GenBank genome assembly.
AUAUUUAAAGUACUGUCAAACGAAACCUAACUGCAACCUUUUUGUAACUUCAGGUGUUGAUUGCACUUACUUUUAUAAGUGUUUGAAGUAAGUGCAUAUGCGCAUUUGCAAUCCACAUGGCAGGCUUCCACCUAAGCGUAUCUCUCUCUGAGUCUCGUGCGUUUAAGGGUCCCGUCUCUCUCCUCCCGCCCUUCUAGCAGAGGGAAUCAGCUGCAUAUUAUACUGUGUGUAGUGCAUGACAGAGACUGUUGUUGCAUUAUCUGGCAAAGAAGGAAAGAGAGAGAGAAGAAAGAGAGAGGAGGAAAGCUACGCAUGGAAGGGGAAAAGCAAAGGGGCAUGAAAGAAAAAAGGAUGAACACAUUAAGGACGGAGGAAAUGAUGAUAUGGCUGGAAUUGAUAAUUCCAAUGAGAAUAAGAGAUCAGGAAAAGAUGAUAAUAGAAAACAUCAGAAGCAACAUAAAAGUUAUACAGAUGGUUUGAAUGUGAGAAAGACAGAACUAAGUAUUCUCGCAGACAUAGCUGUGGCAGCAAAAAAUCAAAAUGGGUAUGCUCUUUUCUUUUUAUUGGAAUGUUUUAAGUGAAUGUAAAAUUGGUUUCUAAGUUUAUAACAGUUACGUAAUGGCAAUUUGCACCAUGCAUCCACACCUGAAUCUGAUAGUGAGACCAGGCAUAAGAGGCAUAGGAGAGCGUGUUGGAAUGGUUCUCAUAGAAGUGCUGAUCAUGAGGAGCUUGAAGAUGGGGAGUUUGGUGAGGAGAGGGAAAGUCGUUAGUUAUCUCUUCCUAUUCAUUUCUUGUUCCUUUUUUGCUCCUAUCAUAAUUCUUGUAUUGGGAUGUCGAUCAUAUUGUAAUUGCAGCAAUGUUGUAUUAGUGUCAUAGUUGUUUUCUGGUUUAUAAGCUUGAUCAGGUAGCAAUUUUAUGCUUUAAGAUUACUUUUACAUUUCUCCCAUAAAUGCUGAAAACUUUGUUGUUAUAAAAUGAUCUUUAACUU